CGUGUCUAAAGAAAUCAAUAGAGAGGGAGUAGGCCUUCAUGUGUUUUACUAAUUAACCAUUGCCUGCUGCCUCAUUUGACUGUUCUUUGCCCUUGUCACACUGUCUGUCAGAUACUUCUUCCUCUGGACAGUACCUUCCUGUUUCUGUUAUAGGCCCUCGGACCAGUGCAUACCAAUAACAAUGGUAUUUUAGUGUAAACAAACUGUAAUCCAACCCUGGUUGUCUGUACUCAGUCCUUCAAAACCAAACAGCCACUGGCCCCAAAAGCUAGUCCCUCUCACAGGGUCAGGUUGGUUUCAGACAACUCCUUGCCUGAAACAAGGGACAUUCGAUGCUAAGCAGAGAUCAGAUGGCAGAGAUUGGGGAACCUGGGGACAUGGAGGUGAAUGAAGCUCAGUGUCUAGAGGGGGACAGAUCCUCCCUCAAAUCCACCAUGGAGAGGAACGUGAAGACACAACCUGACAGCCCAGUGAAGGAGAAGAAACUGGGGAUGAUGAAGCAAUUCAGGGAGAGCAUCAAGCGGGUUGGAGAGAGGAGUCAUCUGGCCUCAAACAGCAAAGAGUCAAAGGACAAAUCCAAUUCAGAACAGGGGGGACACAGUAUUGACCCUGAAGUGACCUCUCCAACCCAUCAGCUGCCACCCCCUCCCUCACCAUGUUUGAGUGCUGGGUCUCCUAUGGCCUCUCCCCUGAAGGGUCUAGGUGGGUCCUUCCAGAGGAAGGAGGGAGGAGAGAGUGCAGAAGAUUCACUCCAGAAAAAGCACACCAGAACACGCUCAGACCCAUCUGCAAUUGGGGACUCUCUUCUAAAGAAGGGGGCUUCCAUUCGACGGAGUUUGCGACUUGUGGGAAAUAAGAAAGACAAGGCCCUCAAACAAGAGCAGCUCCAGCCUGUCACUGAGAUCACUGUGGAUGAGAAGAGAGAGAGGGAGAAGGAGAGGGUAGAGAUAAAAGAGUCAUACAUACUCCCAGAGAUACCCCUCACACCCCUCUCAGUGAUGCAGAUCAAUAAGCUGAUUGGGAUGGAGGUGCUGGAGGAGGCCUAUCUGAACCUCCUCUCCCUGUGCCAGGAGUUCCAGCGGGAGAGGGAGGAGUGCACGGAGGAGGCCUCCUCUAUGGAGCUGGCCAAGAAGGAGAAGGACCUGAGGCUCCUGUACAAUGCCCUGCUGGACAAGGUGAAGGAAAUAGUGCGGGACUCCAACUCCUUUCCCUCUCGCAACAAGGAUCUCUUGGUGCAUGUGGCCCGUGUCAUCCAGGAGGAGGAGAAGAGGGAGGCAGAGCCUGGGUCGGGGGCGUGGUUGGGGUCGGGGGGUUGGCGGGGGGCCUGGAGAGAGGCUGUGAGCGAGGGUGUACAGGCCACGCUGAAGAGUGUUCACUUGGACAGGCCCGAGCAGAAUGCCUCCUGGCUGGCUAUCCACCUGGGUAUGCUGGGCAAGGCCAUCGUGGAGGACUUGAAGAAGGUGAAGGGAGAGCUGCAAGGCUCUUACCCACCCAGCUUUGAUGUGUUCAGCACCUAUGUGAGCUGUUACCAUGGUGCUGUCAGCCAGCACCUGAAGAGGCUUCAGCAGCAGGUGACAGAUCUGAAGGACUACUACACCUUGCUGGACUGGAUCAUCAAUCACUAUGAGAGUGAGAAGAUAAUGAGUAGUCCUUCAUUGAGACCAGAGAUGGAAGCUGAGAACAUAGGCCUCUCCCUGGAGGAGGGUUUCCUGGACCAGCUCAAGGGGAAAUACUGCAUGCGGGCAAAGGAGGAAAUGAGAGCUUCACUGGAUAAAAUAUUAGAGCUUGAAAAUGAGGACAUGUGGAUAAAGAAACAGGCACCAGCGACUGAUGAUGAACACUUCUUUAACUCUGACAUACACAUGGAUAUCUGGACGAAAGUUAAGAGCAAUGCUGUAAACUCCAAGAGGAUUGAUGCAGACCUGGAGAUGGGAGUAGUCUGUUCCUGCUUAGAAGAGUUACAGCAGUUUCCCAAGCAAUUUGAGAACGAAUUUAGGUACUGCUGUAACAGUAUGGAAAACCCUUCACUUUGGGCUGACUAUCAGAUAACCUACAUCAACAGCUUUAAAGCUCUUAAGGAGCACAUGGAAGGUUAUAGGGAGUGCUGCCCGACACAGGUGGACCAUCUCAGCAGAGAGGUGGAUGGCUUGGUCCAUAGACUGGUCCAGGGCCUGGAGGACCAGUUUAAGAAUGAUGUCAGGCCUUACCUCAGGAGAAUGAUGACGAGGAAGUGGCUCUCCACAGAUGAGGACUUCCAACAGCUGUUGAGCAGGACAGAGAAGCUGUCCCAGCGCUGUUCACAAAUGAGACAUCCAUAUGUACAGAUGUUUGUGAGCAGCUUGCACUACUAUGUGGUGAAAGAGUAUGUCUCCCAGCUGAUGAAAAACAACUACUCCUGUAAGAACAGGAAGCAUGACAAAGCAGCCACCAAGAUGAGGGUGCAGUGGGAUGAACUCAAUGAUUUGUUUGAGGAAAUGAAGACAACCCAUGACUGGCUCCACCCAGUAGGAGACCACCUGAGUAACAUAAUUGGGGAAAAGAACAAGAGAGACAUCAAGAACCACCUGAAACAUUUAGUAGCGGACUACCCAGACAUCAGUAAGAAGCACCUAUCGGCCGUGCUGUACUUCAGGGGCUUGGUGCGGGGCAGGGAGAAGCGGGUAAUCCUGCAGUGUCUCACUGAGCUGAAGAAGAAACUAGGAACUGCAGGGAACACUGGAGAUAAAAAAAGAGGCCUCUUCAUUGAUAUGCAGGUCACCAUCGCCAAUACAAACUGUCUGGCUAAUAUGCCUUUCUCCUGCCUCUCUUCUCUUCUCCCAGACAGCUAAUCUACAGGCCUAGAUACAGAAGCCUACCACAGAGAUGGUAACCUAACCAAGCUGUCUGAGAAGGCCUGAGGAGGCUUAUGAAGGACAUACUGUAUGAUUACCAGUAUGAUCACUACGCAAAAAGCAAACAGUCUAAUGAUUAUUUAAAUGUGAAUGGACCUUUACCUGGUAAAUCUUGUUCAUGCAGUCAGAGGUUAUUUAAGACACCUCAUUGAUUAAGCCUUCUUUUUUUAUUUUUUAUAUAUUGUCACUUUAGCCCACUGUUGUUGCAAAAGAAAGCUGAGAACAUAAUUAAUAAUGGGCCUGAUGCUAAAUGAACUCCAUGGUAGGGCUCAAACUGUAUGUUCAGUGUUGAAUGAACUUUACCAUUGAUUUACCUAUUUUCAAGCUAUUCAAAUGUGUCGCUGUAGUGCACAUAUUACUUGUCAACAUAGAAAAGACUCCCUUAGAAAGUCCCACAGUCCACGGUCCUGUUGUUUUGUGGUCAGAACAAGGUUUCAAAAUAUCACAUCUGAUAAUGUCAUUAAACCACAAACGAAUACAAGUUUCUCCCGUUGUUAGGGAAGUGAGAGUUUUUGUUCCCCUCGAAUCAUUUUUGGACACUUUGACAGGACUGGACUCCUUCCUUAUAUCUGUCUGUUCUUCCGUUCGUUCCCCGUGUCAGCAUUAUUGUCGUUUACGUUUCCCCUGUCCAGACGCUGUCCGUGUUCUGUUUAAUGUCUGUGUUUUCAUUAAAUGUUCGCUCCCUGUACUUGC
Messenger RNA from Oncorhynchus tshawytscha (Chinook salmon), 3584 nucleotides. Its product is annotated as exocyst complex component 3-like protein 4. Lineage: Eukaryota; Metazoa; Chordata; Actinopteri; Salmoniformes; Salmonidae. The record is from RefSeq and is a predicted model, not a curated record. Gene Ontology annotation, cellular component: exocyst. Gene Ontology annotation, biological process: exocyst localization; exocytosis. Gene Ontology annotation, molecular function: SNARE binding.